Anopheles coustani is the source of this 851-nucleotide messenger RNA. It is a transcript of the gene Gas41, whose product is annotated as YEATS domain-containing protein 4. The transcript is spliced from 3 exons. The record is from RefSeq and is a predicted model, not a curated record. Bases 80 to 772 code for a protein of 230 amino acids. Lineage: Eukaryota; Metazoa; Arthropoda; Insecta; Diptera; Culicidae. Gene Ontology annotation, biological process: regulation of DNA-templated transcription.
AAAAUUCUGACGCCGCUUCUACUAUUCCAGUGGAAUUGGAUCGCUUUUCUUCGAUUUAUAUGAAAAGUAAUCUUGUAGAAUGAAUAUUUCUACUGAUUUCGGGCCAGAUUCUGGCGGAAGAGUAAAGGGACUUACGAUUGUCAAGCCAGUUGUGUACGGCAAUGUUGCUCGAUCGUUCGGUAAAAAGCGUGAAGAGGACGGUCAUACCCACCAGUGGACGGUGUACGUGAAGCCGUACAAAAAUGAAGACAUGCAAACGUACGUAAAGAAGAUACAUUUUAAGCUGCAUGAAAGCUAUGCUAACCCGAACCGGAUCAUUACCAAACCGCCGUACGAAGUCACCGAAACCGGCUGGGGAGAGUUCGAAAUUGUGAUCAAGAUACACUUCCAUGAUCCCACCGAGCGACCGGUGACGAUGUACCACAUACUGAAGCUCUUCCAGUCACCCAUCUUGGACGGCGAGGUGUCGACGCAGAUCGAAGGGAAGAAAGGUCUGGUUUCCGAGCAGUACGAGGAAAUUGUGUUCCAGGAGCCGACUCAAUUGAUGCAGCAGCUGCUGACGAAUGUGCAACCAGUCGUCUCCGGCAUUUGGAAGCAUGAUACAGAUUUUGAAGAGAAAAAAGUUCAAGCGCUGGAGAGUAUAAUCGAAACGAAGACUAAGGUGAUAACGGAAAUAGCACAACUGAAAGACAAGCUGAAGCUUGCCCGCGAAACGAUCGCAAAAUUUAAAGCAGAAAUGGUCAAAGUGCAAGGGCAACAACCAGCGGCGUGAGUGAAUAAAUCAUCGUAUUUAAGGGUUUGGAUUAAGAAUUAUAGAUGUAAAAUGCAAAAAAUAUAGAACUGCCAUCAGU